Messenger RNA from Debaryomyces fabryi, 615 nucleotides. RefSeq lists its product as uncharacterized. The transcript has a single exon. The record is from RefSeq and is a predicted model, not a curated record. Lineage: Eukaryota; Fungi; Ascomycota; Pichiomycetes; Serinales; Debaryomycetaceae. The coding region runs from base 1 to 615 and encodes 204 amino acids.
AUGACUUUAACGAAAUACCAAAGAGGUGAAUCUAUUGAGGGUUGGAACGAUUGUCCUGUUUAUAUCCCUAGUAGUAGCUCUACGUCGAGUCUUAAUUCCGGGUCCAGUAGAACCUCUAGAAAGAGACCUCCGAGGAGGGUGGGUCACAACAUAGAUGGAACCCCAAUACCAAGUCCAUCAGCAACCCCAGUUGGCAUACCUCCACCAAUACCUCCAAUACCGACAAGAAACCUGACAUCUUCUAUAAAUUUGCAGAGAGAUCUCAAGCCAACUAAUAUCCCAUUAGAUAGUAAAGAUCAUGUUGAUGAAGUCGAUGAUACAACUCUUAAUACCAUGUUGGAUGAAGUGUUGCGACAUCCUACAAUGUUACAGGAGAAUGAAAUAAAAUACUAUCAGAAUAAGCUAGGGAAUGUGGUUAGUUCAUUAAACGGAAAUGAUAAGAUUUUUUUGGGCGAUAUUCUUGUUAAAGUGCUCAAAGUUUCAUCUGACAGAGACAGCAAGUCAAUAGCCAGUAUCAAGCAGGAAAUCUUGACGUAUAUGAUGGCUAACCAAGGGGUAAGUAGUUGGUGUGCUCCAUUAAAAAAGACUAUUGAAGGGUUGAAAAUAAAUACUUAA